Molecule: messenger RNA, 2294 nt
Organism: Drosophila innubila
Lineage: Eukaryota; Metazoa; Arthropoda; Insecta; Diptera; Drosophilidae
Gene: Wdr37
Product: WD repeat-containing protein 37
Exons: 3
Coding region: 314-1807 (497 amino acids)
Cellular component (GO): preribosome, large subunit precursor
Molecular function (GO): protein binding
Source: RefSeq, a predicted model, not a curated record
UUUUUUUUCAAUGUAUUCAUUCAUUCAGCUGGUUUUGCGUACAGUGUGGCGAAUGAUUGCUGUUUGCGGAUAGGUGUUUUCCAACACUGCAUACUAUAAAAUCUAAAAGAAAAAUAUCCAUGCAAUACAAAUACCUAUAAUGGAAUUGGAUCAAUAAAGGUCGAAUGUCUACCACUAAAACUAUCCACUAAUUGGAUUGUUUGCAGCAACCGAGGAGACAAUAAAAAAAACAUUGUUGCGGAAGUAAGAAACAGAAAUUGGUAGGCGUGCAAAAACUCAAUAAACAAAACAGAACAACAAUAACACACACACAAUGAAAUCAACGGCCACCACAAAAUCUAGGCUAACAAGUCUUACCGAGGACAUUUCCAUAAUACCCGAGGAUGCACCUUAUCGGUCACGCCUGCACUUCCUGUUUGCUCAAAUCGAAAAGGAGUUUGAGCAGCUGUACUUGGAGAACCUAAAUCUUCAAGACAAGCUUGAGAAUGCCACUACAAGCACAAAAGAAUCGCUGACUCCAUAUGAACAACGUUCCGUAGCGGGUGGAGUUUCCGGUGCACUUGUCGCAACGGGCAGUGGAGGCGUCUCAUUGGCAGCCACGCCCGCCACACCAUCUGCACCGCUGGGCGAUGAGAUUGGGGCCAGCUUGCUGGCCGCUGCGUCCAGCACACACAAAAGUCUAAAGGCAAAGCUGAGCAGUGCAACUGGCGGCAGCAAGGUGAAGGCCAGCAACAAAAUCAAAGCACAGACCAGUCGCAUUGUGUCCAGCUUUAAGGCACAGACGGUGGUCAGCUCUGUUGUGCGCGAAUUUAGCGGACACAAAGAUGGUAUAUGGCAAGUGGACGCCAAGGUGGGACAGCCCAUUAUUGGGACAGCCUCCGCUGAUCACACCGCCUGCAUUUGGGAGAUAGAGAGUGGAAGAUGUCUGCUACAGUACCAAGGACACGCCGGUUCAGUAAACUCUAUUAAAUUCCAUCAGCAUCGGGAUCUCGUGCUGACGGGCAGUGGCGAUGGCACCGCACACAUCUGGCAAGCCGCCGUCAACUGGGAGCAGCCCAAAAAGGGACAUUCAUCCGAAGAAGAGUUGGACGACAGUGACGGGCAGCUAGAGGAUCGGGAUCGAGUUGACACCUUGCGUACACCGCUGUGUGAGUUCUCUGGGCCGGGAGGUCACCUUUCAGUCAUUGUCGCUGCAGAUUGGCUGUCUAGCAUGGAUCAGAUAAUCACUGGCAGUUGGGAUCGCACUGCGAUACUGUGGGAUGUGGAGACUGCACAGCCGCUACAGCCCCUCACUGGUCACGAUCACGAGCUAACGCAUGUCUCGGCACAUCCAACUCAACGUUUGGUUGUAACCGCCUCCCGUGACACUACCUUCCGUUUGUGGGACUUCCGCGAUCCGAUUCCUGCCGUAUCCGUCUUUCAGGGUCACACCGAGACUGUCACAUCCAGCGUUUUUGCGCGCGACGACAAAGUAGUCUCCGGGUCGGAUGACCGUACAAUUAAAGUAUGGGAGUUGCGCAACAUGCGCUCAGCUCUUGCCACCAUAAGGACCGAUUCAUCCGUUAAUCGCUUAGCCGUGUCCACUACUGGAAUUAUAGCCAUACCGCACGACAAUCGUCAGAUUCGACUAUUUGAUUUGAAUGGACAACGUGUGGCGCGUUUACCGCGCACCAGUCGCCAGGGUCAUCGUCGAAUGGUCUCCUCCGUUGCCUGGGCAGAGGAGCCUCUAUUGAAUUGUGAUUUGUUCUCGUGCGGCUUUGAUCGACGCGUCUUUGGCUGGUCCAUAGUCUUACCAAAGGAUAAUUGAAAAUUACUAAAACGUUGAGCUGUUGCAUUGCAGUCAAGAAAAUCAUUAAAAUGAUUUUCUAUUACAACGUUUUCAUACAUAAACAUAAAAGCGAAUAUCUCUCGAACACAUCAUCGGCGUUUAUUUAGUUGUUAUUUAAAAUCGACCGAAGCUUGUAUUAACCUAAACCAUCGUAUAUCAAGUAUUUUAUAAACGAUAAGAAACAUUUUUGUUAGACUUGUUCUAUAUAGAUAACAUGAAUCUUGCUUUAUGCCAAAUAUUCCUGGUAUACAUACUUACAUAUAUAAUAUGCAUAUUAUCAUUGUUAUUACUACAUAUACUAAAUGUGAAAUAUGUAGAUAAGAGGUUGAGAAAAUCGACCAUUUUAGCUGUGUUUUUAUUAAUAUCAUACAAUUUAUAAUAACUUAACACUAUAUGUCUAAGGCAUGUGUUUAAUAUUGAUGUUAGAUACAAAAAUACUUAAUAAUAAAAGUCCCAUAUCCACUCC